AUGCCGAAAGUUCGAAGAAGCAGAAAACCCCCGCCGGAAGGUUGGGAAUUAAUCGAACCGACUAUCGAAGAAUUAGAACAGAAAAUGAGAGAAGCUGAAAGUGAUCCUCAUGAUGGAAAAAGAAAAGUAGAAUCUCUUUGGCCGAUAUUUAAGAUUCAUCAUCAAAAGUCUCGUUACAUUUUUGAUCUAUAUCACAAAAGGAAGGCAAUUAAUUCAGAACAAAGUAUUUUACUUUCUAAAGUAACACACUGCAAGGAGGGAGCACAAGACAAAGUGCUUGGUUCUGCAUACAUGAAAUUCUCCAAUUACAGCAGUCCAUUUUUCAGAUUUAAAGUUGGAGUAGAAUAA
Messenger RNA from Centruroides sculpturatus (bark scorpion), 348 nucleotides. RefSeq names its product protein BUD31 homolog (gene l(1)10Bb). Gene Ontology annotation, cellular component: spliceosomal complex; nucleus. NCBI's taxonomy places the organism in Eukaryota, Metazoa, Arthropoda, Arachnida, Scorpiones, Buthidae. The transcript has 3 exons. The coding region runs from base 1 to 348 and encodes 115 amino acids. Gene Ontology annotation, biological process: mRNA splicing, via spliceosome. The record is from RefSeq and is a predicted model, not a curated record.